GGCAUUUAAAGUUCUGGAAGAAAAAAGCUGCUGGAAUUGAAUUUGCCAAACAUUUCAGAGCCCAUCUGGGUCCCAUUGAAGGUCUAUCUUAAUGCAGGUCAGUGUUGACGGUUUAUAUUGCUGUACAAUUGCUAAUGACCGGUCGCUGAAAAUCUAUGAUGUUGUUAACUAUGACAUGAUGCACAUGAUGCGACUACCGUUUGUCCCGGGUGCUGUAGAAUGGGUUUACAAGCAGGGGGAUGUUAAAAAUAAACUUGCGGUCGGUGACCGCAACUCCUCGUUUGUUCACAUAUAUGAUGCACAUGCUGAUUCAAAUGAGCCGAUUAUUUCAAGAGAGAUUCACAUUGGACCUUUAAAAGUUAUGAAAUACAACCCCGUCUAUGAUGUUGUCAUAUCAGCAGAUGCUAAAGGGGUUCUGGAAUACUGGUGUCCCACAACCCUUCAGUUUCCAGAAACUAAUGUGAAAUUCAAACUGAAAACUGAUACAAAUCUUUUUGACAUUGCCAAGAGCAAGACAACAGUUUCUUCAGUUGAGGUGAGCUCAGAUGGCAAUCAGUUUGCUGUAACAUCUCCUGAUCGUAGAAUCCGAGUGUUUUGGUUCAAAACGGGUAAACUUAGAAGGAUAUAUGAUGAAUCUCUUGAGGUGGCCCAGGAUCUACAAAGAAGUGAUUCUCCCAUGUACCGGCUUGAGGCGUUUGACUUUGGCCGAAGGAUGGCUGUUGAGAAGGAGAUAGAGAAAACAGAAAACACACCACAACCAAAUGCUGUUUUUGAUGAAAGCUGCAACUUUCUUAUUUAUGCAACUCUAUUGGGUAUAAAAAUUGUGAAUUUGCAUACAAACAAAGUAGCCAGGAUUCUUGGGAAGUUGGAGAACAAUGACAGGUUUCUAAGAAUUUCUUUGUAUCAAAGCGAUAGGAGCAACAAAAGGAUAAGAAAGAUUCCUACAGCAGCACUAAACGUCAAUGAGAGCAAAGACCCUUUGACGGACCCUACUCUCCUUUGUUGUGCCUUUAAGAAACAUAGAAUUUACUUAUUCAGCCGUAGAGAACCUGAAGAAGCAGAAGAUGCAACAAAGGGAAGGGAUGUUUUCAAUGAAAAGCCACCUCCGGAGGAACUUCUGGCAGCUUCAGAUUUAGGAAAAGCCGUGACAACAUCUCUUCCUGAUAGUGUUGUGUUGCAUACAUCACUUGGUGAUAUUCACAUGAGAUUGUACCCUGAAGAGUGCCCGAAGACUGUUGAAAACUUCACUACGCAUUGUAGAAAUGGCUAUUAUGACAAUCUGAUCUUCCACAGAGUAAUUAAAGGAUUCAUGAUACAAACGGGCGAUCCUUUGGGAGAUGGUACUGGUGGACAAUCUAUAUGGGGAAGAGAAUUUGAAGAUGAGUUUCAUAAAAGUUUGAGGCACGACAGGCCUUUUACUCUGUCAAUGGCAAAUGCAGGGCCAAAUACCAAUGGUUCUCAGUUUUUUAUAACCACAGUGGCCACUCCAUGGCUGGAUAAUAAGCAUACUGUUUUCGGCAGAGUUGUGAAAGGGAUGGACGUGGUUCAGGGAAUUGAAAAGGUUAAGACGGAUAAAAAUGACAAGCCGUAUCAGGAUGUAAAGAUCUUGAAUGUUACUGUUCCGAAGUCCUAAGCACCGGCAAUGGCUGGUGGUUGGUUCUCCAUGUUAUUUACGAGUGAAACUCCACGCUCUCAGAAAACGGCCUGCUGUGUAAAAAUUUUCUGCCUUCUGUGGUCUUGAGAUAUCUUUUGGCUACUUAGAGGAUAGUACUCAAUGCAAUAUGCUCUUAUGUUUCGUCUCAGGAUAUUAGGUUGCUGGUCGUUUCACCUUUUCCCCCAUGUUAGGUGCCUAGAGGAAAUUUCUUGUUUAUUUAUGUUUUCUGUACUCUGUUGUAAGGAUCGCGGUACCUUUACUGAAAAUGUAGUGAGUUGUACUCGUCAGUUUGAUUCUUUGCGCUUAACAGUGGGCCUGAUCGGAUAUGAUUAUAUUCAGCCAGCAUUAUCUGGUUCCACUUCAA
Messenger RNA from Asparagus officinalis (garden asparagus), 2018 nucleotides. RefSeq names its product peptidyl-prolyl cis-trans isomerase CYP71. Bases 92 to 1633 code for a protein of 513 amino acids. The record is from RefSeq and is a predicted model, not a curated record. The transcript has 11 exons. Gene Ontology annotation, biological process: protein peptidyl-prolyl isomerization; protein folding. Gene Ontology annotation, molecular function: peptidyl-prolyl cis-trans isomerase activity; protein binding. NCBI's taxonomy places the organism in Eukaryota, Viridiplantae, Streptophyta, Magnoliopsida, Asparagales, Asparagaceae.